CUCCUGCAUUACUUUUACUUACAUAUGAAUGUAUGUACAAGUUGGGGAGUACAACAGAUAAAACGACAACUUCUGGUGACAAAUAGACAAGUCUUGUUUCCAACUCAUUGCUGGAAUUGCUGAUGGAAAUUUGAAACUUUGCCCAUCAGUUAAAGUUUUGCGCAAUUUUAUUAAACCAUGCUGCGGAUUGUUAUAGUAGCAUCAUGUGCAUUAGCAGUAUUGUCACUGCUUCCGGUAGAAUUACGAGCCGCUCAAGUCAUAUAUAAAGUUGGCCGUCCAGAGUCAUUUGAAAGUGACAAUGAGAUUUCCGGAGAAGCACACAGUGAUUCAACUGGUGUCGGGUCAAGUCCUUCCUCCGAGACUCAAAAUAAGGUAGCUAUCCUCCCCCAGAGCACUCAACAGCAAAAUGUUAAAGCAGACAAGACCACGGCCUAUAAACCAAUAGUUUAUUGGCAUGGAAUGGGGGACUCUGGCUGGAAUGUGAAGAGAGCUUUGGGCUUCAUCGAGACGGAGUUGCCUGGAAUAUAUGUAAAAUCUCUUCAGAUUGGUGCCAACGUUGCAGAGGAUAUUGAGAAUGGUUACUUUUUUAACGUCAACACCCAAGUCGAAAUGGUCUGUGAGAUGAUAAAGAACGACACUGCAUUACAAGGAGGAUAUAACGGGAUUGGAUUAUCCCAAGGAGGACAGUUUAUGCGAGCAGUUGCACAAAGAUGUCCUGAGCCCAAGAUGUACAACUUAAUCUCGUUGGGUGGUCAACAUCAAGGAGUGUUUGGACUCCCCAAGUGCUCGGCUCCAAAAAAAGAAUGGUGUGAAAUCAUUGACAAGUUGUUGACCCAUGUUGCUUACGCUGGAUGGGUUCAGAAAUUCCUGGUCCAGGCAGAAUAUUGGCACGACCCUUUCAAGAAUGAAGAGUACGUGGCAAAAAGCGUCUUUCUCGCGGACAUUAACAAUGAGCGUGUGAUCAACGAGGCAUACAAGGAAAAUUUGCAAAAACUUGAUAACCUCGUCCUUGUACUGUUCCAAGACGAGUCAAUUGUUCAGCCCAAAGAAUCCGAAUGGUUUGGCUAUUUCAAGGACGGAUCUGACAAGGAAAUGAUUCCUUUAGAAAAUUCGACCCUAUUCAUAGAGGAUCGACUGGGGCUAAAAGCAAUGAAGGCUAACGGAAAGUUACAUCUUUUAUCUUCACCUGGGGACCACUUGCAGUUUUCCAAAGAGUGGUUUAUCACAAAUAUUUUAAAGCCUUUCUUAUCACAAUAGUGACUAAAUUAUUUCUACAUAAUUAUAAUAAUGUGUUAUCACAGUUCAAAUCUUUUAUUAUUUCAAUACUUCUUUAUAGUUUAUAUAAAAAACUCACGCCAUUUACUAUAAAUUUGUGUGUAGUACCAAGUUUUAAUGUAAAAACACUAAUAAUUUUGUAACAAAACCUCAGGAUAACAUCGUAAUAUGAAGUAAUAUAUAUAUAUUACAGAUAGAGUAACAAAUUUUAGUGCAUAAAUAAAUUCUGCAUUGUGGUAAGCUGCUUAUUUCA
Folsomia candida is the source of this 1528-nucleotide messenger RNA. RefSeq names its product palmitoyl-protein thioesterase 1. Gene Ontology annotation, molecular function: palmitoyl-(protein) hydrolase activity. Bases 178 to 1257 code for a protein of 359 amino acids. The record is from RefSeq and is a predicted model, not a curated record. Gene Ontology annotation, biological process: receptor-mediated endocytosis; protein depalmitoylation. Gene Ontology annotation, cellular component: lysosome. The transcript has 7 exons. Lineage: Eukaryota; Metazoa; Arthropoda; Collembola; Entomobryomorpha; Isotomidae.